Marchantia polymorpha subsp. ruderalis is the source of this 504-nucleotide messenger RNA. The record is from the annotation of a GenBank genome assembly. NCBI's taxonomy places the organism in Eukaryota, Viridiplantae, Streptophyta, Marchantiopsida, Marchantiales, Marchantiaceae.
AUGGAGCGAUUGCUCACGAUUCUGACUCUGGUGACGACGAUUGCGCUCGAAUUGACUCUCACUGCUGUCCCGUGCGCCGCCGCCAUCGCCGCCGUCGAGCCGACGACGACGCCGACGCCGACCAGAUGGAAAGUGAGCUCGUACGUGAUGCGCUCGAUCCAAGCGCAGCGCAAUUCGGAUCCUCAUGCUUCUAGCGCUGCGCUCGUGAAUCGGCAUCCGCGCAAGCACGCGCUGCACUUCGGGUGCUUCGGCGCGCCGGGCGCGUGCGAUGGCGCGCCGGGGCUGAGCGCGAGCACCAACGCCUCCACUUGCUGCAACGGCUUCUGCAAGGACGUGCAGUUCGACUCGUUCAACUGCGGCGGCUGCAACCGCGGCUGCUUCUUCGGCGCCUCCUGCUGCUCCUCGACCUGCGUCGACCUGCUGAGCGACCGCCUCAACUGCGGCCGCUGCGGCGUCACCUGCUCCGCCGGCCCCUGCACCUUCGGCCUCUGCAACUACGGUUGA